Phytophthora infestans T30-4 is the source of this 261-nucleotide messenger RNA. RefSeq lists its product as uncharacterized. Bases 1 to 261 code for a protein of 86 amino acids. The record is from RefSeq and is a predicted model, not a curated record. NCBI's taxonomy places the organism in Eukaryota, Oomycota, Peronosporomycetes, Peronosporales, Peronosporaceae. The transcript has a single exon.
AUGAAUGAUCAAGAAGGCGGUAGCACACUCGCCCAAGCGGCGCGUACAAACGAUGCGGGGCAUAGUGAGAUGAAAUUUGAGCAGAUCGACGUGACGCAUCCCCCACCUUAUGCAUGCUGGGACCAGUAUCUCCAGCGGCACACAGAGAGCGAAGCAGAUACCAUGACAAUAUCACAACAAGGGAAGACGCGACCCAGUGCUUCAUCGACCAAGGUUGAAAGGACGAUCAAUCAACGCAAACACGGGAAAUGUAUCGAGUGA